Molecule: messenger RNA, 1719 nt
Organism: Paramecium sonneborni
Lineage: Eukaryota; Ciliophora; Oligohymenophorea; Peniculida; Parameciidae
Source: the annotation of a GenBank genome assembly
AUGAUUUUAUUGUUAUUAGGAAUAGUGAAUGCAUAAGGAAAUCAAAUUAACAAACUGAAUGAUAAUGCAAUAAUAUUGAAUCAAAGUAUUGUAUUAUUUUUAGGAAUAGCAUAGGAAAUAAAACAUUACGAUUUAUAGAUAAAUGAAAAAGCAAUGUUAUUUCAAUACCCAGAUGGAUCAAUUCUGAAAAGUACAAUAACUUCAAAUAACAAAACAUCCUUAUGUACAGUGACACAUGAUUAUAUCUAAAUAACAACAAAUAUGUCAAAGCAAAUAAUAAAAUAAGAUUAGGAUAUGUAUACAAAUUUGUCAGAUUAAAUUCUUGGAGCAAUUAACAAGAAAACCUCAAUAGUAUUAAUUACAGAAUAGAAUAAUUAUGUAGAAUUUGAUUUAAUAUCUUUGGAUAUUAUAAAUACAAUAGGGUUAAAUUAAUACAUAUUUCAGACAUAAAUAUAUUAAUCAGGAAUUUAUAGUAUUGAAACUAAUUUAACAAUUUUAUUUUAUGCAAAAUUAGUUCUAAUUUUAGAUGAAACAAACACAGUUGUAGCUUAGAAUAUCACUUAAAUAGAAAUUAAUAAAGUUCUAAGUAGUUUGGGUAAGUUAUAUGUGGCAAGUAAUAAAGGUUUAGUAGUUUACUAGAUAGAUAGAAAUAAUAAAUCAAUAAUUUAUUAAAAGACAAUAGAAGAGAAAUAAGUUAUUAUUGAUAUUGCAUUGGGUGGUGAGAAUGGUGAAAUAUUAUAUCUUUUAAAGAAUGAUGGAGUUCAUAUAUAUUAAAUAACAAGUGAUACAUAAUUUAAUUAGAAUUAGAAUAUAUCUUAUAUUCCAAUAGAAUAUGGAAUAUCAUUAGAUUAGAAUAAUGAUUAAAGUUUGAGUAUUUUGGUUCGUCCUUAGAAACAUGUUAUAUUCAUUGAUAUUGAAAUAAACUUUGAUAAAGGAGUUUGGUUUUUGGAGAGUUAACAUAAAGUUAAAAUAAAUGCUGAAAAAGUUUAUAUUAAUGAUAAAUAUGCAAUCUUAAAAGGUGUAGAUACUCAUAAUAUAAUAAGACAUUCAUUACCAAAUAUAUUCACUGUAUCAAUAUAUAAAAUAUUAUAGAGAAUAUUUAAUAAUUAUCCCUUCAUAUUAUCAAAUGCAGUAUUAUUAGGAUUUCAUGAAGUAAAUAUUGAAGAAAAAGGGGAUACAAUUCAUAAUUGGUACAAGAAUCAAACAAAGAAUAUGUUAUUUGGAGUUGAUACUAAUUAAAUAGUAUUAUAUAAAUGGUAAAAUUUUUAAGGUUAAAUAAAUUGUAUAACUGAUGAUGAAUAAUUAAUAGGUUAGGUAAUUGUUAAAUUGAUAAUUAAGAUUUUUGUUUAUGAUGUAUAAGCUACUUUGAGUGAAUGCAAUGAAAAGAAUGAAUAUAAAGAUGAGAUUAUAAGUAAAGAUUUAAUAGUUUGUGAAUUUGAAACAAAAUUAUAGAUUAAGAUAAUUGAAGAUCAUUUAUCGUAUUAAUAAAAUAUUUUGGUUAUAAUUUGUAUAGCAUUAGGAGGAGCUUUUGUUCUUAGUGUAGUUAUUUUUGUAUGUUAUCGAAAGAAAACUUAAUUUAAAUUAAUAUAAUUUAAAGAAUAAAUAAAAAAAUAUGAGAACUUUUAAGGUGAGGUGAAUAGUGAAUCUCAUGGGACAAGAUAAGCAACUCCUCAUCCUAAUGAAGAUAAUAAAUUUAGAAUUGAUGAAGAUGAUUAAUGA